Molecule: messenger RNA, 2493 nt
Organism: Torulaspora delbrueckii
Lineage: Eukaryota; Fungi; Ascomycota; Saccharomycetes; Saccharomycetales; Saccharomycetaceae
Product: metallo-dependent hydrolase superfamily protein
Exons: 1
Coding region: 1-2493 (830 amino acids)
Biological process (GO): IMP salvage
Cellular component (GO): cytosol
Molecular function (GO): AMP deaminase activity
Source: RefSeq, a predicted model, not a curated record
AUGGCUGUCCCUCAACGGCGACAGUCUUUACUGUUUGAUGUUUAUCAGCAGGCUCAUUUUUCAUUUGAAGACUACAAGGCUAAGGAUGAGGGCAAAUUGAAUAUACCAAGCAACCCCGAGCAGCUUUCUAUCGAUGAUCUUGAUAUGAUGCCGUUAAGUACCAGCUUCGAUAAGCAAAUGUUGCUGGGCUCACCGAUGUACUUGGAUCCUGAAGAACAAGAGGAAAAGCAAAGUAUGGUUAUGGAAGAAUUCUCUCAUCAUGGAACUCACUCAAGUCGCCCAGUACCGAGUGAUGCAUCAAAUCUACAUUUAGAUGAGUACUUUGAAGGCGAUGAUCCAUUUGAAAAUGCUGGCCAAUUGAGAGCCAAAUAUUUGUUGGCGGCAUCGCAGGACUGUGCUUCCAACAUCAAAUAUGAUAUGGACAGAAUGUUCCUUUACCCAAAACCAUUACCAAAGUUUUGGAAAUUCGCGAAGGAUGAGAGACUUAAUGAUGAAAGUACAGCUUCUGAUUAUGAAUAUACUGAGAGUGAGAUAAGACCGGGAUGCUAUUUUCCCACGCUAAGUGAAGAUCAGUACGUGGAGGAAGAGCAGCUUGGUGUACCCAAAAGGUUGGGGAAAGUGCAUUAUACUGGAGAAUUCUUCGAGAUGAGCCAUUUCCAAGAAGAGUUCGAAGCUCACAAACAGCAAUAUGGUAAACGUUCUGAGACUCAUGGUUCCUGUGAAGUGCCAACUUUUGAGGAAUUCAGAAAAGACUUCUUGUCUUUGGUGCAAACGGUACAGUGUUCACCAUUAUCUGAGAUUGCUCAGCGAAGGAUCUAUUAUUUAUUGGAAAAAUUUGAGCUCUUCCAACAUCUGAAUGCCAAAUCUGAAAUUCUAGAGAACAAAAGGGUUCCUUUGCGUGACUUCUAUAACUCUAGAAAAGUAGACCGCGAUGUUUUACUUAGUGGGUGUGCCACGCAACGUCAAUUAAGUGAAUUUAUCUGGGAAAAACUGAAUGUGGAGCCUCACCGUAUAGUUCAUAGGACAUUUGAUGGUAAGGAGCUUACUUUAAGUCAGAUUUUCGAAAAAGAAAACUCUUCCGAAGAUCCAAUGGCAAUUGGGUUAAAGGUUAUCGAUGAUGAAUUUUUGGAAUGGUAUAAGAACGAUUACUUAAUAACCCUGAACUUAAUUCCUUCGAAAGAUGCUGAAAAGACCUUAGCUGGAAAGGAGCUUUAUUUUUACCUUCUGGCAAAGAUAUUUUUGGAUUUCGAUAAUUACUUGGAUGGGGAAUAUCUGGCUGAAAUUUUUAUCAAGUAUUGUGUUCAUACUUUGGAAAAGUCUAAAUACCAACUGGCUCAAAUCUCGGUAGAUUUUAAGUUUUAUGAGAAUGGGGAGAAAUCAUGGUGGAACAGAUUCUCUCACUGGAUCGCAAAAUGGAGAUUAGUCUCUCAUAACAUUCGGUGGAAUGUUCGAAUAUCAAGGGCAUAUUCUAAACUGUUUAAACGCGAUCGAGUAAAGAACUUUCAAGAUUUUUUAGAUUUGCUAUUUGGACCAUUAUUCAUUGAGGAAAAUCAGAAAGAUGUAGAGUUGCAGUUUUUCCUAAUGAAUGUGUGCUGUUUGGAUUUGGUGGUGAGCUCUACAGAUGACUAUCUAUGGCAAGAAUUCGCUGACCCUUCUACUGAUCCCAAGAAUUGGAUGGCGAAAGGAGAUAAUCCGACAAUCAGCCAUUACAUGUACCAUAUUUAUGCUCAUCUGGCAAAACUAAAUUUCCUACGUCAAGACAGUGCCUUAAAUACCAUUUGCCUGAGAAACUACUGCUCCACUCUGUCGAACCGUACGUCACAAGCUGGAUCUGAACAAAAUUUUACCGACCAAGUUGAAGCUCUUAUCUGCAACUUCCUUUUGUGUGAUGCGGGACUGUUACAGGCGGAAUAUAUGUGGGACAGUUCGCCGUUAAUUGCAUAUUUGUAUUACUUAUGUCAAAUUCCAGUGGUUGUGGCGCCACUAUCAUCAGUGUCUCUAUUCUCCUCUCAAUACACCCACAGAGAGAAUUCAGGAGUAUUUGGUGACACUGUUAUGCAAGCUAGCAGAGAUAUUACAGAAGGAGAGGAGCAUACCUACAGAACCAGUCCUUUCAUGGAUAUGUUUAAGAUUGGUAUGAAAGUUUCACUUUCAUCCAAAUCGGUUUUGUUCAAUAGCUCCUACACAAUGGAACCACUGAUUGAAGAAUAUAGUGUGGCAGCAAGCAUUUACCUUCUGAACGCGGCAGAUUUGUGUGAGUUCUCUCGAACCAGCGUUUUGUGUAGCGGUUUUGAAGGUUUUUACAAAGCACACUGGAUUGGUGUAGGACUCAAGAAAACUCCAUUUCUCAAGUGUAAUAUGGGCUAUGUUGAUGAAUGGUAUGACAGAGAGCCAGACACGUCAGCUAGACAUAACGUGCCACUUAUCAGGAGGUUUUACAGGAAACAUACUUGGGAUCAAGAGUGGGAUUUCAUCAGGGAUCAGUUUGACUAA